Messenger RNA from Acaromyces ingoldii, 402 nucleotides. RefSeq lists its product as hypothetical. Lineage: Eukaryota; Fungi; Basidiomycota; Exobasidiomycetes; Exobasidiales; Cryptobasidiaceae. The transcript has 4 exons. The record is from RefSeq and is a predicted model, not a curated record. The coding region runs from base 1 to 402 and encodes 133 amino acids.
AUGAUGCGCCUCACGCUCCUCGUGCUCCUCGUCGGCGUCCUGUCUCUGUCGCUGAUGUCCCAGGUGCAUGCCCAGAUGUUCCAGCACUUCUUCGGAGGAGGUGGGAACCCCUUUGGACAUCGAGAGCAAGAAUCACCCGCGACGGGCGAUGCAGCCUGGUUCGAGGCUCGAGUCGAGGCCGCCACCUGCACAGACUAUCUUUGCCCGCGCACCCUCUCGUGCGUCCAGUCACCCUCGCAGUGCCCCUGCCCCUUCCCACACCAGCACCGCUGCCCGUACCCAGACGCAGUCACCGGCUCGCUCGACGACGGCGGCCACGUCUGCGUGCAGACAUCCUGCGAAGAGGUCUAUGCGGCCCGCAAGCUCAGCUCAGACUUCAAGCUGUCUGAUCUCACAUCGUGA